This is a messenger RNA of Lethenteron reissneri (Far Eastern brook lamprey), 6360 nucleotides long. Its product is annotated as SLIT-ROBO Rho GTPase-activating protein 1-like. Lineage: Eukaryota; Metazoa; Chordata; Hyperoartia; Petromyzontiformes; Petromyzontidae. Gene Ontology annotation, biological process: signal transduction. Gene Ontology annotation, molecular function: protein binding. The record is from RefSeq and is a predicted model, not a curated record.
AAUUCUCCUUUUUCUAAGUCGCGGGUGAAAAAGAAAGCAGUCGACCGUUGUUUUCGAUCGCUAAGUUUUAACAACAACAGCAGCAACAACAACAACAGCAACGACAAAAACAACAACAGCAGCAGCAACAACAACAACUCGGCUGUAGGCGAGUAAGUUUGUGAAGCUUUUAAAAGUUGUACAAUUCGUGCAGAUUUGGUCGUCAUGAACCAGCAACGCUACAAGAUGAGAGACUCCGGCAAGGAACUUCUCGCUCAGCACGAGGCUCAAAUGAAAGAUCUGCGGUCGUCCCUGGCGGAGCACGUGCACACGCUGGAGCACCACGCCGACCUGCGCCUGGCCAUGCUCUCCGACUCCAUCGAGUUCCUGCGUCGUCGCGCUGACAUCGAGAACGAGUACGCCCGCUCGCUCGACCGCCUCGCCGAGCGGUUCGCAGCCCGCCUGCGCCCCGGGUCACGCGACACCCUGCUCCGCGAGGGCUGUGGGCUGCCCACGCCGCUCACAUGCUGGCAGCUGAUGCUGGAGCAGGCUCAGCGCGAGAGUGCGGACCACGUGCAGCUGGCGACGUUGUACAACUCCGCCGUGGUCCCCCGACUCACGUACAGCUACGAGGACUCGACACGCCUCCUUCGCAAGAGCAAGGAGAUCAUUCAGAAGGUGCAAGAUGAACUGUUCAAAACCCUGCAAGAACUCAACGGGAGCAUGCGCGACUACCACACCUUCCACUCGGAGAGCGUGCUGGCAGAAGCCAAGCUUCAGGAGGUGCUGAAGCGCGAGGAGAAGCAGGGAGAGAGCGGAGCGAAGCGCAACGAGAAGAACCGGGAGAAGUGGCAGGAGAAGUUCAUCCAGAGCAAGCUCGCCACUGCCAGGCAGCGGAACGAUUACCUGCUGGCGCUGGGAUCGGCGGAAACGGCACUCAAGCAGUACUACACGUUGGACCUGCACCGUCUCCUUGACCUGAACGAGGUGGGCUUCUACGAGGGCCUGAACGGCGCUCUGCGCUGCUACCUCUCGGCUGAGUUCUGUCUCACGGACUCGCGCGCGCGAGCUCUGGACGCGGUCGAGCUCGCCGUGAACGGCCUCGUCAGCCGCAGCGACCGCAAGGAGUUCCUCGCGGCCACGGGCCUCGACAAGGCCGUGCCACCCAAGCUCAUGUUCCUGGCUCACGCUGGCGACGAGGUUUCUCAAAUCACCGCUCAGGAUCGCCUGCAUCAAGACCUCGACUCACGAUUCAACAGUGUCAGGGCAAAACUCGGGAAAAAUAAACUCGAGUGUGAAGAGGUGAAGAAGACGAUGGACGCCACUCUGAAGUCUCUGAAGGAAUUCCUCAUCAACGAGGAGGACUACGACAUGGCGCGGCUGUUCCGGGUGGGCGACCAGGCGCCCAGGUUCUCGGACCUCGAUGGUGGAGACGUGGGCGAGGGCGGGGGGAGGACCCCGCAGGCUCCGGCGUCGCCCUCUCCUCUGCCGCUCAUCGCUCGGCGCAAGCAGCAGAUCGAUAUGGAGAACUUCUACGUCGACAAGCUGCAGAGUUUUAUGGAAAUGAACGGCAUCAUUACGAAGCUGGAGGCAAAGCACGGGCUGAUGAGUCGCGCGCUUGGCAAGGGUAAGGAAAAUGAAAACUCCGGAUCAAGGCCUCCGUCCAUCCCGCCAAAGCCGCAGAAGAUCCGGAGGCACCGGCCAGCUUCGCGGGUGGCCGUGAAGCUGUUUAACGGAGACCUCGAGACGUACAUCAAGGAGUCUAACAAGCCUGUGCCCAUGGUGGUCGAGAGCUGUGUACGCUACAUCAAUCUGCACGGGCUCCACCACGAGGGAAUUUUCCGCAUAUCGGGAUCGCUGACGCAGAUGACCGAAAUCAAAUCGGCGUUCGAGAGAGGUGAGGACCCGUUGGAUGACGACGAUGACGGGCGGACGAUAGACAGCGUGGCUGGCGUGCUCAAGGCCUACUUCCGGGGCUUGGAGAAGCCUCUCUUCCCCUCGCACAUGUACCAAGACUUCCUGGAUUGCAUCAAAAUCUCUGAGUAUCAUAAGAGGAUCGCUCACCUCCGGGACCUCAUCCGCAAGCUCCCUGGUCCCGUCAUCGUCGUCCUCCGCUACCUCUUCACUUUCCUCAACCACCUGUCGGGCUUCCGCGAUGAGAACAUGAUGGACAGCUACAAUCUGGCGGUGUGCUUUGGGCCAACGCUGGCACCCGUGCCACCCGAGUUCGACCAGGUGAUGUGCCAGGGCGGCUCCAUCGAGCUGGUGAAGCUCAUCCUGGUGGAGGCCCACUCGCUCUUCCCGUCACCGCGAGAGCUCCCGGGCCCCAUCUACCGGCCCGUCCUGGCGCCCGACAACGAGGACGACGACGAGAUGUGUGACUCCUCGUCGGCUGAGGGUUUACGUUGCGACGACGGGACGUCGCAAGAGGAGAUCUCCGUAGACGAUGACCCGUGCCCGUGCGUGGCGGUGGCUCGCUACGACUACGCCGCUCGCUCCGAGCGGGAGCUCGGGUUUCGCGUGGGCGACAAGCUGGAGCUGCUCCGUCGCACCUCCGUCGACUGGUGGGAGGCGCGCUCGGGCGACCGCAUCGGCGCCGUACCGCACGACUACCUGCAGCUCCCCGGCCACGUCGAGCCGUGGGAUGAUAAUAAACACAGCGCCUCUUCUUCCCCGGACUGGAAUAAAAGCAGUCCGGAGAUUCGGAAGGGCAAGUCCGGAUUCGGUAAUGCUGAGGUCCAGCCGGAGUCCAAGUCGCCGGGCGGAGGAGUCCGUUCCGUCACUUCGGGGCAGCCGGCAGUGGCCAACCCUGACGCCAAAGACAAGCGGGAUUUCCGUCCGCACGCCGGCUCCUCCGCCUCCAACGCCGCGCUCCACCGCCAGCGCUGGGUGACGCCGCGCUCCGCUCAGGUCCUCCCGCCGGCGCUCGCCGUGCCGGACGUGGUGCAGGACACCCUACCCCCGUCGCCCGCGGCGGCCGAAGGCGCCGGCCACAGCCCCGCCGCCGUAUCUCCCGGCCUCACCACGUUCCGGCCGCCGCCGCCAUCGGCCGUCAACCGCGCGGGGCGACACGGUCAGCAGAAGAAGUGAUCAGGGGGGGGCGGCGGUGUUAGUUAAGUCGUCGUCGUCGUCGUCAGGGUUAGAAUUAUGAGCGCGAUGAGCACCUUAAUAUUUGACAUUGGUAAUGUCAUAAUACUUCACGACUGUUGACAUCGUCGUCAUCAUCGUCAUCGUCGUCGGCACGCCUGGCAGAGGAAGUCGCGGAAGGUCGGUGCUAAGCCGCGUCCUCGGCGCCUGCGCAAUCGGUUGCACGCAACUUGGCUGCGCGCAACGGAAUUGUGUCUCUGUUGCCAGUUGCGAGGUUUCUCAUCGGGUUGCUCACAGUGGAGAUGGCCUUCUCCACGCACAAUCACCCACUCGUGGAGCCUUCCCACUCGGAUUUCCCGUGCCUCGGAAUCUAAGGCAACUGUGCAGAGCGUUACCAAUUCAUAACUUUAACGAUCCUGACCAGGGUCGGGUGGGAGGGAGGGGGGGGUCACCAGACAAGGGGCAGGGCUCUGCUGUGAGGGGCAUGGCCAUACUGUGUAGCCACACCUACACACACAUCCUUGUCCACUUCUGAGCAACUCAUUGCUCAGAAGUGGACAAAGCAGUCGCGGGCAAUUUAACGUUGCGAUGUUUCGAGCAGUUGCUGAUCUGAUUCGAGAAGCUGAUCGCUCCGGGUGUGAACCCCCGGCCUAUGUUACACUGGCGUUGUACUCGUCAGAAUGAUUUGCCAUCAGCAGUUUUAUUAUUGGCAUUGUGACUUUAUCAUCGUAGUUGGGUAGCUGAAGAAGUGAAGAGAGGGUGGUAAUGAUGUCACCAUUAACAUGAGCAGCUCCACCAUCGUCAUCUUCAUCGUUGGCCUGCCCAGUUGACAAUAUUAAUGGAAAGCGAGGGUGUGAUGUCGCCGACUUUGUCAUUGUCUAUAUCAUCAUCGGCAUCUUUAUUUUUGGAAGUCAUUGUUAGUAUCAUCAUCAUUAUUACUAUGAUUGUGAUGAACAUCAUCAUCAUCGUUGGCACACCUAGCAGGGGGAGAGAUAACGGAGGCUGAUGGUGGGCAUGAUGUCACCCCUGACAUCGGUGCCAUCGUCUCAGCAGCAGUAGCAGCAGCAUCCUCAACAUCGGCAUCACGGGCAGAAAUGUCAUUGUUGGCCCACGCCGAGUGGAUGGUCGUGAUGAAGGAAUCAACGUCAUCAAUCGUCAGUGGCAGAAUCAGCUGAUCCGCCAUCAUGAUGAGCAGAAUCAUCAUCAACGUCAUCACCCAGCACGAUGAUGCCAUCGUCAUCGUCACCAUUGUCGGCAGGAUCGUUAUCACCGUCAUCACCUUCACUGUCAUUGUUAGCGUGGUUUCUACAAAACUAAAAUCGCCAUGGAUGAUACCACCAUCAGGGGCAUCGUAAUUCACUUAAGAAUUGUUAUGCUUAAACUGAAGACGCACGCAUCUGAUCGCGUGCAUGUGAGUAAAGUAGUGCCUCUAAUGCAGACACGAGAGGCGCUAUAACUCCACUGUUUAAAAGAGAAGUCGGCACAUUGAACGAAUCGUGACUUGAAUCAAACAAUCGGAUCAUAUGGGCUGGUGGCAGAGGUGGCAAACGGGUUUUGAUUCCUUACCCGUACCCGGCCGCACCAGGGUCGCAAAUGGCUACCCGUACCCGUACCCGGCCAGGUACGGGUAUCGGGUAGGGUACGGGUAUCGGGUACCCGGUUGCGACCUCUGGCGGGUGGUGGGGGCAUUCCUCUCAUCAUCAUCCACAUGGGACGUAACCCUCCUCACCAUCACCACCAUCACUGUCAUAACCACUCGCCAUCAACAACAGCUGACAUUUGCCACCAAGUGUCAGUGAUGUCGACACGGUGGUUGUGCCGGGCUAGGUACACGUCGAGUCCGUUACGUGAAGCGAACGCGAAUGUCAUUACCAAAAUGGCGAGAGCACUGCAUGCGAAUGCAUUGCCUUGAGGGGUGUAUUUUCUUAACUUCAUCACGACUCAAACUCACUAAAAAACCACGGCGAUUUUCAAUGUCCUCGGAAGAUUGACAGAUUUCCCAGGACAAACAGCUACCUCCUGCACAAGAUGACGAUCCUGAGAAAAACCAGGGCAGAGGGCGACCUGAUAGAUUCCACUCACCACCACCAUCAUCGUCCCCACCACCAUCAUCAUCACCACCACCAUCAUCAUCACCAUCAUCAUCACCAUCAUCACCACCAUCACCAUCAUCACCACCACCACCAUCAUCGUCACCACCACCACCAUCAUCACCACUACCAUCACCACCACCAUCAUCAUCAUCACCACCAUCGCCAUCAUCACCACCACCACCACCAUCAUCACCACCACCACCAUCAUCACCACCACCACCACCAUCACCACCAUCAUCACCAUCACCACCAUCAUCACCACCACCACCAUCAUCACCACCACCACCACCAUCACCACCAUCAUCAUCAUCAUCACCACCAUCACCACCACCGCACAUUCCAUGAACGCCCUGUGGAAGGGCCGCCAUCUGUUAAUAAAAACGUUUUGUAUCCACUGCUGGUGGAAUGCUGUCAGGGUGUCUGCGCCCAUAACAAAAAUAUGUACAUGUAAUAUUUUGUUACCGCUUAAUGUUAAUUAUGAAGCGCCGAUAUAAAAAAAGAUACUUGGGGAUAAUUUAUAUCCGGAAUAUUUUCUUGACUUCCGCUUAUCAAUAUAAAGUGUGUCAAGGUUUUCGUUGCUGCUGUUGCUAUUCCGCGUUCGUGAACUGCACUGUGCGCAUCUCGAAAUGUAAACGCAAUUCACGGAUAUUUGUCAUUGGGCCUAUUGGAAGGACGCGUUGACACUGUGACGAGUAGAGGGCUCUGUGGCUGUAUUCGUACGGCAUAGCACAGUGGUCACUGCACUGCACUAGGAAACCAGCAGCCCCGAGUUCAAUUCCUGCCUGCGACUGAUAUCAGUGGUGAGAUGCCGGGCGCCUCGCCCUUCACUCACCCGCACUGACUAGCGUGGUGAAGUAUGGUCAAGCAAGCCCCAUGACCAAUGCGGUGCUGGGAAGGACGUUAUCCAGUAGCGGAUAGCUCAGGCUGCUGCUGCUGCUGCUGAUGAUGAUGUGGCAUCGUGUUCGAGGAUACAGAACAGGUUGUAUAACAGUUACAAAGUUUGAUACAGAGCUUCAGGUACCAUUAUUUUAUUACUGACAUUUGUAUAUUUGGCAAGGACCAACGUCUGCUUAACGUGGACUCUUUUGGUUGUGACUGACCCGUUUUAAUAUCGUACUUGAUUUUUCAGGGAUAAUCAAAAUGCAAAGUGUGAUAUUUAAAUAAACACAACCGUCAGAAACGAGGGUCCACGGGGUCGGUG